Molecule: messenger RNA, 2226 nt
Organism: Fusarium coffeatum
Lineage: Eukaryota; Fungi; Ascomycota; Sordariomycetes; Hypocreales; Nectriaceae
Exons: 7
Coding region: 1-2226 (741 amino acids)
Source: RefSeq, a predicted model, not a curated record
AUGGCAGCAUCAGAGCUCUCUAAUUUCCAGAGAUUCCAGCAAAUAUUGAAAAAGCCUCCAUUGGCCAUGGUGGGUGAAAACGACGUUACGGAGUCGAAAUUACCCGCACCACCACCCCAAGCACCGUCAUGGGACGGGACUACUACAUCGCAAGAUUCAUACAACCCGAUUUACGACCCGCGUGAACCCGAUGAAACUUCUUCUAUAGUCCCCUUUUUGCAAGAAACGGCUCAGUGGGAUAAGCAGUCGCAACGCUAUUUAGAGCAUGCAGAAAUCCCAGACGAGAGCUGGACGGUAUGGAAAGCUAUUGAGCACAACAAGAAGCCUAAAGCGUGGAUUCGACACCAGAAGACGUUUGAUAAGUUAGGCGUGAAGAUACUUGAUCGGCUAUUGAUUCGAGCUGAUGAUGCAACUUUGAGGUUCUUGAAUGAAAAAGGAUAUCCAUUUUCCGGUCUCGAUGCUUCAAUUGAUCGAGACGACACAGGCAUCUUUCGAAGAAACUUCAACGAAGAAAGGUUUUACAGGAGAUCAGAGAAUGCUGAAAUUGAUGAAAAGCUAUUCAGGAACUUGUUCCUCCGAUAUAAUGAUAUCCAGGAGAAGAUUGAGGCCACAUCACUAGCAGUGGUACGGCGGAUCCUCAUUACACUGAUAGACUUCCUUGACUACUACUUCCCUGGCGCCAGACAAAGCUAUCAGGAUGCCUGUAGCAGUGGAACGAUCUCAUUCUCACAUCUUUGGACGCUGUUUCGACCCGGGGACAUUUCAUACGAGAAACAUACUAUCGCGCCAUUCCAGGAUGUAUACGAGCAAUGCUUUGGUGUUGACGCAUGCGAGGAGUCUGUGAGCCAAUAUGACGGUACCAGGGUACUUCUUCUACGCUUAGCAGAGAUAACUUACAGCCCUGGCCAGCACCACAAUCCAGGCCCCAGAAUGGGUAUGACGACUCGUCACAUACGCGAGUACGAUGGAGUCAAACAAGUGACCGUGGAAGACUUGGGUAUUAUACCUUUCAGUCUGAUGGAGGUGGAGAAGCAGGAUGCUAUAAGGGCGAAGCUAGUCCAAAGGGGGCGUCGCUUCUUCCAGGUUUCCAAACUUCCAUUUAGCUUUUGGAAUUACAAGGGACCAUAUACAAUUGUACAUUCAUUGACGGGGAAGGGAACAAUUGAGGAAGCUAGACUUUCUUCAGCAGAACGUCAUUGGCAGAAACAUACCCACGAGAACGUAGUGAUCGAUAUAACUACUUCGAAGGUUCACUUCGGCAGUCGGUUCUAUGGCGAACUGGAAAGCUACAACAGCAGUGAAUUCUGCACAAAACGAGAAGACCCACGAGUUAUCCCUCCAAUCGACGUUACAAAUGAUGAUCCCACUACGGAGAUGUUGCUCUUGAUUUGUCGGGGACACUUGCCUGGCUACAUGCUCUCUUCGAGCGUGUAUGCAGUAGGUAUUCUGGUAUCGGAACUGCGUCCACCAAUGUGGGCACCACAGCCACUUCCAUCAGUAACAGCGUCGUUAUUGCCAGAUUCGGUACAUUGGCGUGGUUUGGUGCAUUGCUUCCUUGGGGGAAGUGAGAAGCUAGAAGUAGACCUUGGACAACGCCAGACCCAGGGUAGUGGUCUUGUGUUGUCGUUAGAAGGAUCGAAAAUUAUAGCUAGAAAGGUUGCGAAUGAGAUUUCUGGACACCUGGAGAAACCUUUAUUGUGUAUUACUAUUCUCGAUCACAAUCUCAAGUUGGAAGAAAUUACUAAAGCGGCACUUCGUUGGGGAGCUAUACUAUUUAUAGAGUUUCGCAAUAUGCCUCCUAAUCAGUUCCCUUACAAAUCUUUAGACUUACGCAACCUCGCGUCUUUCUACCCAAGCGUCAUGCUGAUAUCAUGUACCUCGACCAAAGAGCUAGGGGCUCACUGCGAAGAAAUGAUCGACAGCGUGAUUUCAUGCAGACUGCCCUCGAAAAACGAGCCUACUGCCUUAUGGGAAUUGGCUAUUGCUGAACAAACUCCAGAUUUGUCGACAGACAUGUCUGGCAAACAAUUGAGUGAGAUUUGUCAAUUCCUGGCUCAGCUCGAAAUAUGUGAGACACGGAUGGAGAAAAUCCUGAAGACAGCUAAGAGAAUGGCAGCGAUUGAAAAGGUUCGGUUUUCUCUCGAGCAUGUCGUUGCUGUGAUUAGAUUAUCGGUAUACCCAGACAAGCUCACCGAGUUUGAGGGUGUAAUGGGAACACCUGCGUGA